Messenger RNA from Halteromyces radiatus, 1483 nucleotides. Its product is annotated as WD40-repeat-containing domain protein. Gene Ontology annotation, biological process: mRNA 3'-end processing. The transcript is spliced from 8 exons. Lineage: Eukaryota; Fungi; Mucoromycota; Mucoromycetes; Mucorales; Cunninghamellaceae. Bases 23 to 1288 code for a protein of 421 amino acids. The record is from RefSeq and is a predicted model, not a curated record. Gene Ontology annotation, cellular component: mRNA cleavage stimulating factor complex. Gene Ontology annotation, molecular function: protein binding; RNA binding.
CUUUAAUUGUCUUUCCGAUCAUAUGAUGAAUAGUACACCAUUACCGGAAGCAGAUGUCCUACCACUUAUCAUUAGUCAACUGAUAGCUUAUGGAUAUUCUGCCAUUGCUCAAACAGUAGCUGAUGCCACAGGAACUAGUUGUGAUAUGUUACCUAGUUCCAAAUUAUCCGAAUUACUUGGCCUGGGAAAAGAACGACAUCAAGAAGAUUCCGAUACCGAUAUGCCUGAAAAACAAACUGGAGGGAACGAUAUCGUGACCAAUGACUCUACAAGAUCUCACACUGGCUUUGAUCCCGAAGCUAUCCAUUCUCAACCGAAAACGCCAGUGGCAUAUACACAACUUUAUUAUACACAACACAAAGGACCAUGUCGUACAGCAAUUUUCAGCAAAGAUGGACGAUUUGCAGCUACUGGAUCAUUUGAUGCAUCAUUAAAACUCUUAGAUGUGAACAAAAUGAAGAAAAGGACGGGAGGAGCCAGCGACAAACCUGUGAUUAGGACACUUUAUGAUCAUACAGCGCCUGUCAAUGAUAUUGAUUUUCAUCCCAAUGGUUUGGUACUUGCUAGUUGUGCCGAUGAUCAAAGUAUCAAGUUAUUUGACCUUUCCAAAUCCAAUGUGAAACGAGCAUUUAGAUAUCUUCAGGAUACUCAACCUGUACAUUCAAUCCAAUUUCAUCCAUCAGGUGAUUUUUUACUGGCUGGUACUCAAGAUCCACAAAUCCGUAUUUACGACGUCAACACACUUCAAUGCUAUACCAACCGUCAACAUACAGAACGGCAUCAAGCAGCAAUUAGUCAGAUACGCUAUGCUCCAGAAACAGGUCGUAUGUUUGCUUCCUCUUCAGUAGAUGGUACUGUCAAGAUAUGGGAUGGAGUUUCUGGUCAAUGUAUCAAAUCUUUAGAAAAAGUUCAUGGUGGUCUAGCAGUAUCUAGUGUCCGUAUUACGAAAAAUGAAAAAUAUAUCUUGACAGCUGGUAUGGAUUCUUCUUUACGAUUAUGGGAUAUCUCUAGUGGAAAACUGAUGAUGGAAUACAAAGGUCAUGAACAACGAUCUCAAAUGUUACAGCCUGACUUUAGUUACAAUGAAGAUUUUGUAAUGAUUGGUGAUGAAGCUACGACAGAUGUGGUUGUUUAUGAUACACAAACUGGUGUACUUGUCAAACGAAUAACUGGACAAAAUAAUCUUGUACGGUGUGUUGCGACAUCUCCAAUAGAUGAAGGUGUUUUAUCUUGCAGUGAUGAUUAUCGUGCAAGGUAUUAUGGAUCAACAAAUGACAUUACAAUAUGAAUGAUAGACAAGAAAAAAUAUCGUAUGACUACUAUAGUUUAGUCCUUCCUUUUUUGGAUGACAGAUUCAGUCUCCCGCGUCUUUUUUUAGAGUGAAAAAACAAUAAAAAAGAAAACCCAUAGUGAAUUUUUUGUACCAGUCGAUUUUGGCGUUCUUGUGCCUUUUUUUUUCUUUUUUCUCUUUUUCUCUUUUUUC